Molecule: messenger RNA, 1839 nt
Organism: Trypanosoma grayi
Lineage: Eukaryota; Euglenozoa; Kinetoplastea; Trypanosomatida; Trypanosomatidae
Product: putative ATPase
Exons: 1
Coding region: 1-1839 (612 amino acids)
Molecular function (GO): ATP hydrolysis activity; ATP binding
Source: RefSeq, a predicted model, not a curated record
AUGUCAUCCUUUGAAUUUGCGGAAGAGCUCCUGAGUGGCAUGCUCCUUUAUUGGCCGCACCGUACCAAGCCCGUGUCACUGCUGUUGUGUGGGCCACACGGCAACGGAAAGAGCCAUGUUGUGCGUACGGCGCUGCAGCGCGCGCAGGACGCCACACAACGCCGCGUCUUCACUUUUACCCCACACCUUGCGCAAUCCCUUUCGCGGCGGCACGCGGAUGGGAGCACAGUGCUGAGAAACAACAUCCGUCGCGCCAUAUUCAGCGCUGCGUCAUCAGCCGAUAAUGCCGCUAACAAUGAUAAUGAUAAGAGAGACGUGGCUGUGGCUGUAGUCCUUGACCACAUGGAACUAUUUAUCACUGCCACUACCGAUGCCGCGGAAUCGAUGCACAACGACGACGGGCAAGCACCGGGCCAGUUGCACACUACCACACCGCACCAUCCAGCUCUUCUGGCCGAUCUUUACGACAUCAUUCGAGGGCGUGAAUUGUGUACAGAAGAUGAACUCCAGCAGAUGAAUCUGAGUUGUGUUGCUUUCGUAACGCUUUUCAGCGGUGCAUACGAGGACAUCGAUCCGUUUGCACGUGCAAAGCUUUUUGAUGCUUGUGUAUCCCUGAAAACACCGGCGGAGGCGGAGCGACUCGCGUUCCUGCAGAAUCAGGUUUCCCUUAUACCGACCAUCUGCCGAGCGAUGGCAGCUCGUACUGGCGGUAUUACAUACAGGGGAUUGACUGAGAUUGUUGAACACGCCGAGGACAUCAUGACCGGGGUGGAAUUCAAUGAGCUCCAUCAGCUCUUUUUACAUUCCAGUGACAAUACAGAUGGCGUUCAGCGGUUCCAGUAUUCUGAGAUGGCAAAAGAGGCGUUGGCAACAACAAUUUCGUUACGCGCAGUUAGGGCAUUUUGUGCUAGUGGCACAACUGCGGCAAAACAGUUCCGUCAAAGUGCAGGCUACGUGGAUGUGCAGGAGACACAUUGGCAUGAUAUUUCCGGACUUGAAGAAGUCAAGCAAACGCUUCAACGGCUUGUUCUGCGGCCACUGCAGACCUAUGCGACGUACCGCAGAUUCGGAGUUCGUCCCUCCACAGGGGUUCUGCUCUGUGGGCUUCCUGGUACGGGCAAGACGAUGCUUGCGCGGGCGAUGGCCACCGAAUUAAACGCCUCCUUUAUCUACCUUGACCUGCCACAACUUAUACAGGCCGAGGUGGGUGAGUCGGAGAAAAUACUCCGGGGAUUCUUCGAUACUGCACGUGAACGCAGUCCCUCAGUGAUGUUUAUUGACGAGCUUCAGGCUGCCUUUGGUGUGCGACAUGACAAUAGUAGAAGGUCACGUUCCUCACAUGAUGCUAGACUCGUGUCACAGCUCCUUCAUUUACUUGAUGUGGCGCAAGCGGACGACGAGCACUUUACACUCUUCGUGGGCGCGACAAACGUCAGGCACAUGCUGGACAAGGCGCUCCUGCGCGCUGGGCGUCUUGACACCGUGGUCGACGUUUCACUCCCAGACGAGGCGGCCCGCCACGGGCUGGCAAGCCGCGUGGUGUAUGGUGAAUGGGCCGCUUGGUUUCCUGCAGAAUGUCAAGUCGAUGACUCUGUGCGAAAGACACUGACAAAAGCCUUGGUUGACAGCACGGCAGGCUGCAGCGGGGCGGAGCUUCGUCACGCGAUGAACAUGUUCGCCUUCCAGUUCCUCCGACUUGUGCAAGUGGACGCGAGGGGAGGCAGCGCAGUGCCUUUGCACAUAUUGAAUGAGUUUCUGACUGCGCAAGGAACUCGAAAAUUGGGCACGCACGCCCAGAAAGCGCUGAAGCGCGCACUGUCGGGCACGCCACGUCUCUGA